Molecule: messenger RNA, 2303 nt
Organism: Tachyglossus aculeatus (Australian echidna)
Lineage: Eukaryota; Metazoa; Chordata; Mammalia; Monotremata; Tachyglossidae
Gene: SLC35F2
Product: solute carrier family 35 member F2
Exons: 8
Coding region: 60-1109 (349 amino acids)
Biological process (GO): transmembrane transport
Cellular component (GO): membrane
Molecular function (GO): transmembrane transporter activity
Source: RefSeq, a predicted model, not a curated record
GGCUUGUGAAAGUUUCCACAACCUCUUUUUCCAAGUGGAAGAGGGAGUCCAGGAGCAAAAUGGUCAAACCUCUGUUUUCCAAGCCAUUCUGGGGGAAUAUUUUGAAAACCGUGGCUCUGGGUCAGAUGCUCUCCUUGUGUAUAUGCGGGACUGCUGUCACCAGUCAGUAUUUGGCAGACAAAUACAAAGUGAACACGCCAAUGCUUCAGAGCUUUAUCAACUAUUGUUUGAUGUUUCUAAUUUACACAUCAAUGUUGGCAUUUCGAACUGGUAACGGCAGUCUUUGGCUCAUUCUGAAACGAAAAUGGUGGAAAUACAUCCUGUUGGGUCUGGCGGAUGUCGAAGCUAAUUACCUGAUUGUCAGAGCUUAUCAGUACACCACCUUAACAAGUGUUCAGCUUUUGGACUGCUUUGGGAUUCCAGUUUUGAUGGCUCUUUCAUGGUUCAUCCUCUACGCGAGAUACCGAGUGAUCCAUUUUAUUGCGGUGGCCGUCUGUCUCUUGGGCGUAGGAACUAUGGUUGGUGCAGACAUAUUAGCUGGGAGGGAAGACAGUUCAGGCAGUGACGUGUUGAUUGGCGAUGUCUUAGUUCUUCUUGGGGCUGCUCUCUAUGCCAUUUCUAAUGUGUGUGAGGAAUACAUCGUGAAGAAGCUGAGCAGAGAGGAAUUUCUAGGAAUGGUGGGCUUGGUUGGGACAAUUAUCAGCGGCCUACAGCUGUUGAUUGUGGAAUAUAAGGAUAUCACUAAUAUUCAGUGGAACUGGAAAGUUGUGCUGCUGUUUGUGGCUUUUGCCCUAUGCAUGUUCUGCCUGUACAGCUUCAUGCCAAUUGUAAUUAAAGUCACUAGUGCAACUUCAGUCAACCUGGGCAUUCUAACUGCAGAUCUCUACAGCCUUUUCUUCGGGCUCUUUCUGUUUGGAUAUAAGUUCUCAGGGCUUUAUAUCUUGUCCUUCACUAUCAUCAUGGUGGGGUUCAUCCUAUACUGCUCUUCCCCCACUGGAAGUGCCGAACCAGCUACCAGCCGAGUACCCCAGCCAACCGGUAUCGGAAUUGACAACCUGGGACUCAAGAUGGAGGAGAACAGCUCGGAAGUGACCUCGGCAGCCUUGUAGCCUUCUCCAGGAGUCGUCGGGAUCCCAGCGCCCCCCAAGACCUGUUAGUUCUGGCAGAGAGAUGGAGCUUUCCCUGGAAUGCCAACAAACUGGGCCAAGUGGGAACAACGGUGCUACGUGGGUUGGAAUACGCGGACCAAAUUCGAACAAGGACCAUUGGCAUUUUACAAGAUGUAGAAAUUCCCUCCCCAGCACGCAGAACUGAACGUCUAAUCGGUGCAGGGAUCAAUACUAGUUUUGUGUGAUCAGCGCUUAGAACAGCGCCAGCGCUUAGAACAGUGCUUGGCACAUAGUAAGCGCGUAACAAGUACCAUUAUUAUUACCUAGAUGAGACACUAGACUGGGGACUGAAAGACCUCGGAUUUUUUUUUCCACAUUCACAACAUGAGUUCUCUGUGACCUUAGACAAAUCACUCCGCCUAUCCGCUCCCCCUCCUCGGAAGGAAAAUAAUAAUAGGUAACCUGUUUCACCAGAUGCGUGUAAAGCGGUUUGGAAUUUUGGAUAAAAGGGACUUUUUGAGUAUAAAGCAUCGCUGCCGAUGCUGUUCGAAGUACUGAUUGUGAAAUCAGCGGUGGGGACCAGGGCAUUGAAAGAGAUGGAAAAAAUGCUUUAUCUUUUAAGUUUGUCCUAAAUUAUCCUUUAAAAGUAACAAAUUUAAUGGGGAAAAGAAGCUGUAAGGAAAGGUUGCAAACAAGAUAUUGCACACACAAAAAAAUUAAAACGGUUAUUUCCAUGUUUGACCUAUGAGAUGCAGCUGUUUUCCUGAAUGGAAAUUAUCCUUAAAGACUGCUGAGCUCUAAUACGAAAAAAUUAUGAACUUUACCUUAGAGCAGUUACUUUAAAAAAAUGCAUUGACACAGUCACCUGCUUACUGAAGGGCAGUGAUUUUUUUUGAAGUAUAUUUCUCUUUCAUCUGGGACAAACUAUUACAACCAUCAAUGCUUAAUUCACUAAGCAACCAGAGCAUUCCAGAUUGAUUCCUAAAGGGUGUUGAUGGGCUGUUUCUCCGUGUUGUCCUAGUAGAGAAUAUUGAAUACCCACCAGAAUUAGAAAGCCUCCAGACGCAGGGGCCAAUUUGGUAAAGAAUUCUGUUUAGAGAAAGUUCUGCUCGUGCUGUUUUCUGUAUUUGUUUUUUUUUUGUUACUAGGUGUGAUCACGUGGCCAGACAUAAAUAAAUUGUUCAGGUUACUGUU